This is a messenger RNA of Malassezia globosa CBS 7966, 999 nucleotides long. RefSeq lists its product as uncharacterized. NCBI's taxonomy places the organism in Eukaryota, Fungi, Basidiomycota, Malasseziomycetes, Malasseziales, Malasseziaceae. The record is from RefSeq and is a predicted model, not a curated record. Bases 1 to 999 code for a protein of 332 amino acids. Gene Ontology annotation, molecular function: protein binding. The transcript has a single exon.
AUGCAGUUCCGCGAUGCAAUUCAGUACGAUUCAGCUGAUCGGCUAGACCGCGGGGAUACAUCGCGUGAUGACAUCGAUGCGAUGCCUCUUCCUGGCGGCUUCCCUAGCCAGAGUGACGGCACAAGCAAAAUUGGGACUCGUGCGCCAUCAGCGAUGACUGGUCCGGGAACCAAGGCGGCGGUACCUGCUUCAAGAGAGCAGCAGGUACCCAUGUCAGCGUCAAGUUGGCACUCGCCUGCUUCUGUGCCUAAGGGCAAGCCCGGUAUGCCCGUACAAGUCAUUGAUUUACCGCCACCGGAGCCACGUUCGCCAAACGCUAAUGCAGCCGCUAUGCCCGCGGCGGAUGUCAUGGCGUCCAGCAUUCCUCCUUCGUCUGCUUCGACGGUUGUUUUGCCGUCCACGUCUGAGCCCCAGACACCCAAUGUGAAUAUGUCCGGUCCAGCGCAAGACGACUUUGAAUCAGCCUUUUCUCAUAUGGGGCUGGCCAAUGUUGUUCACAAGUCUUCAGGUCAGACUCAACCGGCGCAGGUCGCCGCAGGUACGCCGCCAUCAGCGGCAGCAGUACCCGCAGGCACGUCAUCGCCGCAUGGUGUCAUGCCAGCGUAUUUACAGACAUCCUCUCAGGUUGUGGCACCUCGCGCUAGGUCGGCAUCAGGCGCAGCGGCGGGUGGAACGCCUGGCUUGUCCUCAGUGUCAACAACGACGGCUGUCCCCGCCAUGUCCGCAUCAAUGCCACAGACGGGUGCAUCAACACCAGCCCUGGCGACUGCCCCGCGCGAUGCAUUUGACGAUCACUUUAGUCCCACGAAGCCGCUCUCGCCACCGCAGCCAGCCAGUGAUCGCGCCCCAUCACCAGCCAUGCCUGGGGAUAUCGGGCCGGUGCGACAGCUGUGCCAGAUGGGAUUCUCCAGGUCAAGUGUAGUGAAAGCGCUUGAGCGAAGCAACUACCGGACGGAGCGUGCCUUGGAGCGCCUUCUUGCUAUGCAGAGCAGGCAGUGA